GAGCCACCUCUCUCUCUCUCUCUCUCUCUCUCUCUCUCUCUCUCGUUACAAUACAGCCAAGUGAUCAAAUUAGGGUUUUCAAAAUCUUCAACAAUCUCUUCUUCGUCGUCAUCAUCUUCUUCUAGAGAGAGAAAGUGUUUUAGAGAGAGAAAGUAUGAGGGAUACGAGCUUGGAUCUUUUCGAUCCGAGGACGGUGAUGGACUCCGACUACUCCCCCAACGGCGGUCGCGACGGCGAUUUUGGCUUUGCUUUCAACGAUAGUAACUUCUCCGACAGAGUGCUCCGAAUCGAGAUCAUGGCCGAUUCGCCGGAGACUGGGUCGGACGGCGAGGGAUGUCACGGUCUUGCCGAUUGGGCUAGGUAUCGGAAGCGCAGAAGAGAAGAUGUCAAGAAAGAUAACGCUGUGGAUACUGUUGGAUGCCCUGAGGAGCAGAUUUUGAGUUGUAACCAGCCUGAUACCGAUGAUGGUGUGGGCUGUGAAAAUCAAGAUGAGGAAGCAGUUGCAAUGAUUGAAGAAUCACCAUCAGGAGAUGAUGAAGCUGGAAAUAGUAAUGAUUCAAACUGGAGCAUGGAUUGUUCUACAGUUUUGAGAGUGAAAACUUUGCACAUCAGUUCUCCAAUUUUGGCAGCAAAAAGUCCAUUUUUCUAUAAGCUCUUCUCAAAUGGGAUGAGGGAGUCAGAGCAGCGACAUGUAGCACUACGAAUCAAUGCUUCUGAGGAAGCUGCCCUCAUGGAGCUCCUAAAUUUUAUGUAUAGCAAUACCUUAUCUACAACUAGUGCUCCUGCUUUGCUGGAUGUGCUGAUGGCAGCAGACAAGUUUGAGGUUGCUUCAUGCAUGAGGUAUUGCAGCCGACUAUUGCGCAAUUUGCCCAUGACACCCGAGUCUGCGCUGCUAUAUCUGCCCCGUAAGCUAAAGAAGGUUUUAACAUGCAAUGACUUUGAUCACGACCUUGCAUCCAAGGUUGUGCUAGAGGCUCUAUUUUUCAAAGCCGAGGCCCCGCACCGACAGAGAACCCUUGCUGCAGAAGAGUCCGCCACCAUAAACCGACGCUUCAUUGAACGAGCCUACAAAUAUCGGCCAGUAAAGGUGGUCGAGUUUGAACUCCCGCGACAGCAAUGUGUGGUUUACCUGGAUCUGAAGCGAGAGGAGUGUGCAAAUUUGUUCCCAUCCGGGCGAGUGUAUUCCCAAGCGUUCCACCUAGGUGGACAAGGUUUCUUCUUAUCAGCACACUGCAACAUGGACCAACAGAGCUCGUUCCACUGUUUCGGGCUGUUUCUCGGAAUGCAGGAAAAAGGGUCUGUCACUUUUGCGGUCGACUACGAGUUUGCAGCACGGUCAAAGCUAACAGAGGAGUACAUUAGCAAAUACAAAGGCAAUUACACUUUUACAGGCGGCAAAGCUGUUGGGUACCGCAACUUAUUUGCCAUACAAUGGACUUCAUUCAUGGCCGAGGAUAGUCUUUAUUUCCUCAAUGGCAUACUCCAUCUCAGGGCCGAGCUUACUAUCAGGCACUGAUAAACUCAGACUAUUUUGACUUUGCUUCUCAGGUAGGCUAACCUUCGCAGUAAAGGUAAGGAGUUAUGUUUCAAGUUAAGAUGUCAUUUGUUGGUCUUGAGUCCACAGGCCAAAUCAUGCUCUAGGAGACGGUAAAAAAUGUACAUGUGUUGCUUGUUGGAGAGAGAGGAAGAAUUUCCCUUCCCAUCUCGUUAGACUUCUUUAAAAAAAUGCAAAUACAGAGGAUGUUGUUGAUU
Molecule: messenger RNA, 1752 nt
Organism: Camellia sinensis
Lineage: Eukaryota; Viridiplantae; Streptophyta; Magnoliopsida; Ericales; Theaceae
Source: RefSeq, a predicted model, not a curated record